Messenger RNA from Parastagonospora nodorum SN15, 603 nucleotides. RefSeq lists its product as hypothetical. Gene Ontology annotation, biological process: N-terminal peptidyl-methionine acetylation. The transcript is spliced from 2 exons. Bases 1 to 603 code for a protein of 200 amino acids. Gene Ontology annotation, cellular component: NatC complex. Lineage: Eukaryota; Fungi; Ascomycota; Dothideomycetes; Pleosporales; Phaeosphaeriaceae. The record is from RefSeq and is a predicted model, not a curated record. Gene Ontology annotation, molecular function: protein-N-terminal amino-acid acetyltransferase activity.
AUGGCUGAGCCAGGCGCGGAGAAGUCUGUAUCACCGUCCGAGCUUCAAUAUGUCCAAUACGAGCCUUCGAAGGAAGAGCAACACCUCCCCUCCAUUCGCCAACUGAUCUCCAAAGACCUUUCCGAACCCUACAGUAUCUAUGUGUACCGCUACUUCUUGUACCAAUGGGGUGACCUAUGCUACAUGGCUCUCGACCCAACCUCAUCAUCCCUUAUCGGCGUGAUAAUAUGCAAACUCGAACCCCACCGCAGCGGCACUUUUCGUGGCUACAUCGCUAUGCUCGCUGUCCAAGAAGCCCACCGCGGGCAGGGAAUCGCCUCUAAACUUGUCCAGAUGGCUAUCGAAGCUAUGACCGCGCGGGACGCAGACGAAGUCGUGCUAGAAACAGAAGUCACCAACACCGCGAGCUUGAAGCUGUAUGAGCGGCUGGGCUUCUUGAGGAGCAAAAGGCUGCAUCGGUAUUAUCUAAAUGGCAAUGCGGCGUUCCGGUUGAUACUGUAUCUGAAAGAGGGGACUGCACUGAAGAGACCGGUCAUGGGUGGGGACAUGGGGCCGGAGACGCAGCAGUUGGAUAGGAUGGAAGAGGCUGGAAUGAUAAGCUGA